Molecule: messenger RNA, 1776 nt
Organism: Kluyveromyces marxianus DMKU3-1042
Lineage: Eukaryota; Fungi; Ascomycota; Saccharomycetes; Saccharomycetales; Saccharomycetaceae
Gene: TAT2
Product: aromatic amino acid transmembrane transporter TAT2
Exons: 1
Coding region: 1-1776 (591 amino acids)
Biological process (GO): amino acid transmembrane transport
Cellular component (GO): membrane
Molecular function (GO): amino acid transmembrane transporter activity
Source: RefSeq, a predicted model, not a curated record
AUGAAGAAAGAGGGUGAUAUCGAUAUCGAUAGGUUAGGGAUGAGUGAGCUUGUGUCACCAAGCAGUGGUGACUUGGAAAUGAAGUUUAGCGAUAAUACGGUGACUAAAGAAGUGGAGGCCGAUUUGGAUGAUAGAACAUCAGGAAGUUGUAGUAAAAGGCGGACUUUGUUAACAAGGAUGGUGGAUUCUUUUAAACCUCCAUUAGAUGGGUCUUACCAUUCGGAUAAUUUGAAGAGGAAGUUAAAAUCCAGACAUUUGAUUAUGAUAGCCAUUGGUGGAUCCAUUGGUACUGGUCUCUUUGUUGGUUCAGGGAAGGCUUUGGCUGUUGGUGGGCCACUUGCUAUGAUUAUUGGCUGGCUAAUAGCGGGUUCGCAGAUGGUGGGGACCAUUCAUGGAUUGGGUGAAAUUACGAUUAGAUUUCCUGUCGUUGGAGCGUUUGCUAACUAUGGUACCAGGCUUUUGGAUCCUAGUGUCAGUUUUAUGGUCAGUUCGAUUUACAUUUGCCAAUGGUACUUUGUUCUUCCGAUAGAAUUGAUUGCGAGUGCGAUGACGGUGCAGUAUUGGACUACCAAGGUGGACCCUGUCGUUUGGGUAGCUAUAUUUUGGGCAUUAGUGGUUUGUAUCAAUUUGGUAGGUAUUAAAGGAUUUGGUGAAGCGGAGUUUGCCUUUUCUCUUAUUAAAGUGGUUACUAUCUUGGGGUUCAUUAUUCUUUCUGUGAUUCUUAUUUGUGGAGGUGGUCCAAAACACGAAUUCAUCGGUGGAAGAUACUGGCACCACCCGGGUGCAUUGGCCAAUGGAUUCAAAGGUGUUGCUAGUGUUUUCGUCACAGCUUCAUACAGUCUUGGUGGUUCUGAGAUGGUUUGUUUAUGUUCAGCAGAAACCGAUCCAAAGGAGUUACCUCAUGCAAUCAAGCAAGUGUUCUGGAGAAUUGUCUUCUUCUUCUUGGUUUCAUUGACACUAGUGGGAUUUUUAGUACCUUACACCAACCAGAACCUAUUGGGUGGCUCUAGUGUGAACAAUUCCCCAUUUGUUAUUGCUAUAAAACUCAACGGUAUCCAUGUGUUACCAUCCAUUGUGAAUGCUGUGAUCUUGAUCAGUAUUUUGAGUGUCGGAAACUCGUGUAUCUUUGCUUCAAGUCGUACAUUAUGUUCAAUGGCCCAUCAAGGCCUCAUUCCAAGAGUGUUUGGAUACGUUGACAGAGCUGGUAGACCAUUGGUGGGAAUCAUCGUCAACGCUUUGUUCGGUUUACUAGCUUUCCUAGUCAAGUCUUCUUCCAUGGACGUCAUCUUUGAUUGGCUAAUGGCAAUCGCUGGUUUAGCAACAUGUGUUGUGUGGUUAAGCAUCAACAUUUCCCAUAUCAGAUUCAGAAUGGCCAUGAAGGCACAAGGAAGAUCCCUGGACGAACUUGAAUUCAAAAGCUCCGUUGGUGUUUAUGGUUCUAUUUAUUCCGCUGUGAUAAACUGUCUAAUUCUAAUUGCUCAAUUCUACAUAUCGUUGUGGCCUGUUGGAGGUUGGACAUCUGGAAGCGACAGGGCUGAACUCUUCUUCAAACAAUACCUUUGCGCUCUUGUAUUGGUUAUGAUUUUCGUUUUGCAUAAAAUAUACUUCAGAAUAUCUACUGGUAAGUGGUUCGACUUUAAGCCUCUAACAGAAAUCGACUUGGAAACUGAUAGGAAGAACAUUGAUAUUGAAAUCGUAAAGCAGGAAGUAAGAGAGAGAGAAUUCUAUCUUUCAACCAGACCGUGGUAUAUCAGAUUCUACAAUUUCUGGUGCUAG